Dictyostelium purpureum is the source of this 372-nucleotide messenger RNA. RefSeq lists its product as uncharacterized. The record is from RefSeq and is a predicted model, not a curated record. The transcript is spliced from 4 exons. Bases 1 to 372 code for a protein of 123 amino acids. Lineage: Eukaryota; Evosea; Eumycetozoa; Dictyosteliales; Dictyosteliaceae.
AUGAAUUAUAUAAGCUAUGUUUCAAAGAUUAUUGUGAUAUUCAUUCAACCAAAUAGAAAAACAUGGUAUGAUAACAACUUAAAAGAAAAUAGAACCAUCAGUUUUAACCAAGAUAAUGUUGUAAAUACAAGGUCCUAUAAUAGAAAACAAGGUCCCCACUAUUAUAACCAGGUGCCAAAAAACUUUUGGAAACUAUCAUGCUUUCAGAAACAAUUCCAAACCAUUGUUGCUGGUGCAGGAAGUUUCUCUCGUAACUCACCUGGUGCUCCAACUUCCUACACCACCAAAAGAAUCGCCAAUUUAGUUGAUUUAACAAUUGAUGAACGUCUUACCUCAAAGAUGUCCAAGUUUAACCAACUAAUUAUAAAGUGA